CUUGAUAGUAGUAGUCGCUGCGUUUGGUAAGAGAUUACAUUACGAGCGAGUUACUUGACAUUUGAGCAGGGGACGCAGAGAGCUCUUAGUAAAAAUGUCUUUGAAUAAACUGUGUGUUAAGUGCUUAGGACCUUUGAAAACAGAAAUUAGAGUUUUAAAUGGGUUAGUGAAUAAAAGAAGUAGUCAUUUCGUUUACACGCCUGACGCAAAUAGUCCAGUCAAAGGCGAAACUACGAAAAUGAAUAUGUUCCAAGCUAUUAACAACGCACUAGACACUGCCCUAAAGACUGAUGACUCUGCUCUUAUAUUUGGAGAAGAUAUUGGAUUCGGAGGUGUCUUUAGGUGUACAAUGGGACUACGGGAUAAAUACGGAAAGGAUAGAGUUUUUAAUACCCCGCUUUGCGAGCAAGGAAUAGCAGGGUUUGCUAUAGGCGCUGCGGCAAUGGGAUCGACUGCAAUAGCCGAGAUACAGUUUGCCGAUUAUAUAUUUCCCGCCUUUGAUCAGCUAGUAAAUGAAGCAGCAAAAUACCGAUAUAGAUCAGGUGGAACAUUCGACUGUGGUAAACUUACAGUAAGAGCACCAUGUGGAGCUGUUGGUCACGGGGCUUUAUAUCAUUCCCAGAGUCCAGAAGCCUAUUUUGCCCACACACCAGGUUUGAAGGUAGUAAUACCUAGAGGACCAAUAAAAGCCAAAGGACUCCUGCUUAGUUGUAUUAGGGAUCCAGAUCCAUGUUUAGUAUUUGAACCAAAAAUUUUAUAUAGACAAGCUGUAGAGGAAGUACCUGUUGAUGAUUAUCAAUUACCUAUAGGAAAAGCUGAUAUUUUAGUGGAAGGUAACGAUGUUACCUUAAUAGGAUGGGGAACGCAGGUCCAUGUACUAAAAGAAGUAGCUCAGUUAGCCAAAGAAAAGUUGAAAGUAUCCUGUGAGGUAAUAGAUUUGGUUUCUAUCCUACCAUGGGAUACGGAAACAGUAUUUAAGUCGGUGAAAAAGUCAAAACGCGUCCUUAUAGCACACGAAGCUCCACUCACUUCUGGAUUUGGUGCCGAAAUUGCAGCUACAAUUCAGGAGGAAUGUUUUUUGCAUCUUGAGGCGCCCAUUCAGCGCGUCACGGGUUUCGACACGCCGUUCCCGCACGUUUUUGAGCCUUUUUAUUUGCCAGAUAAAUGGAGAUGCUUUGCCGCAGUACAAAAACUUGUAAAUUUUUAAAAUAAAUCAUAAAUAAAUAUUUU
This is a messenger RNA of Diabrotica balteata, 1230 nucleotides long. NCBI's taxonomy places the organism in Eukaryota, Metazoa, Arthropoda, Insecta, Coleoptera, Chrysomelidae. The record is from the annotation of a GenBank genome assembly.